AUGCCCCUUCACCCCCGGUAUAUCCCUUGCAAUCCAUCUGAAGGAGAGGGGGACGGCUCAUCUAUAUCAGUCCUUCGUACCAGUGACAAUGCCUACUUUCUCGCCGCGCCAAUUCCCAACAUCCAGAUAAAAGAUGUGGUUACUCCAAUCCCAGACCCCCAAGACUCGGCUUCUUCUCCUCCAGACGAUGACUCUGGCCUAGAAGACGAAAGCACUACCACCAAGCUGGCCUCAGUUAUCCUUCCUACUGCCUCCCUACCUCUCUCUCGCCUCCUCAACCACCCAAACAUAAUCUCUCUCGUGGAUGUGGUACAAAACUCCCAGCUUCCAGGCGGCAGCAUCAAAUCAGGCCCCCUUGCCGACCUCACAAUCUGGGAAGACAUGACCGCCGGUUGCCUCUCCUCCCUCCUUCCUUCCCCCAAAACCAUUCCGCCAUUCACCGAUGAAGAACGCUGGGCGGCCUUAGUCGCUCCCGAUACUGGUCGCUUCUCGCUCCCCGAAUCUCUUUGCUGGCAUGUGUUACGCAGUAUUAGCCGUGCUUUACUUUGGCUGCACCAUGGGAUUAAAGAGACAGAGGGGAUCCCUGGCGAAUGGGGAAAGCAUGACGAUGACUGGCAUGCGGUCCUAAUUAUGGAUGUCAGUCCGGAGCAAAUAUGGUUUAAGAAGCCAGAUGGGGCAAAAGGAGUUUUCUAUGGAGCUUGCAAGCUCGGUGGGUUUCAGCAGGCGAAGGUUUGUGGAAGUGUAGGUUGGAAAGUUGCGAUUUCAAAUCGACCAGAGGAUGUGCCAACGUGGAAGAGGGCUUAUUGGGCACCGGAAAUCAAUAAAAAUAUUCGCCCUUGGACCCGCGCUUCCGAAAUCUGGUCGCUAGGCGCAGUCCUCUAUGUCAUGAUGACGGGAAUCCCUCCGCCGAUUCUCUACACCUACGACUGGCAGAUCUCCCGCAUGAAUGACAAAGAUUUCUCGCACUAUAUUCGUAAUGUUGUGGGUGAUAUGCUGAAAACUCAGCCAGGCGAGAGACCGACAGCCCUGGAAUUGGUUAACCGUGUGGAGGAGAAGUGGACGGAAUGGAGGACAGGAACAGAAGAAGGCAGGCAAUUUGUGGAUGCGAGCGAUGUGAGAGUGGGUGAAAGCCUGAUCAGCACAUAA
Venustampulla echinocandica is the source of this 1146-nucleotide messenger RNA. RefSeq lists its product as uncharacterized. The transcript has 2 exons. The record is from RefSeq and is a predicted model, not a curated record. Gene Ontology annotation, biological process: protein phosphorylation. Gene Ontology annotation, molecular function: ATP binding; protein kinase activity. Bases 1 to 1146 code for a protein of 381 amino acids. NCBI's taxonomy places the organism in Eukaryota, Fungi, Ascomycota, Leotiomycetes, Helotiales, Pleuroascaceae.